UUUUUGAAAUACUAAUAAAAACUUGAUAAAAAUUACUAGUUACAACAAGCCUAGAGUUGGGCAUUGUUGUAAAUGGCAGAUAAGGAGUCUCAAAAAUUAAAAGAUGAAAACCAAAAAAAAGGAAUUCUAGGAAAUCCAAAAAAUAAUUUGCUUUCCGGUUGUUGUCAGGGUAACGCUUUGUUAUCAAGUUUUAUGGAAAAUAUGAGUGCAUGUGGUAUUGGAAUAGUUGUUGUAUUACUUGCAUUAUACAUUAGUUUAUUUGUGUCAAUGAUUACUAUAGGAGCGUUGAAUAAAGAUAAAUGUCAAAUAGAACCGAUGAUUCCAAUUUAUUUGAUUGUCUUUGGAGUAACAGCCAUUGUGUUGGUACUUGUCUUUUUUCUUGUUUUUUUAAUGCCAAUGUUAUGCUAUGGUUUAGCAAUACUGAUAUCGUUAUUUUUGAGUUGCUGGUUUAUUGCAGGCAAUGUGUGGGUGUUUAAAGCCUAUACACAUAGAGAUCAAUGUGAUAAGAAUGCGUAUUAUUUGGCUUUUUGGACUAUUAUUUUAUCGUAUAUAAGUAUGAUUUUGAAACCAGCUUCCAAUUUAAGGUAUAAACUGUAACCUUAAAUUCAAUUUUUUUAUAAACUGUAUUUAAGUUUAUUGAGUAUAUUAUAAAAGUAUAUUAUAAAAGUAUAUA
Hydra vulgaris (swiftwater hydra) is the source of this 673-nucleotide messenger RNA. RefSeq names its product transmembrane protein 272. The record is from RefSeq and is a predicted model, not a curated record. Lineage: Eukaryota; Metazoa; Cnidaria; Hydrozoa; Anthoathecata; Hydridae.